Messenger RNA from Cyprinodon tularosa, 446 nucleotides. Its product is annotated as brain-specific angiogenesis inhibitor 1-associated protein 2-like. Gene Ontology annotation, cellular component: cytosol; nucleoplasm. Bases 149 to 409 code for a protein of 86 amino acids. The record is from RefSeq and is a predicted model, not a curated record. NCBI's taxonomy places the organism in Eukaryota, Metazoa, Chordata, Actinopteri, Cyprinodontiformes, Cyprinodontidae. Gene Ontology annotation, biological process: actin crosslink formation; plasma membrane organization; actin filament bundle assembly. The transcript has 3 exons.
UCAUUCCUGCGGUAGCGUUUCUGUCGCUCGCUGUUACCUCCAACUUGUUUUUUUUUUUUUUUCUUUUUUUUUUUUUAGUAUUAUUUUCCUCUACCUGCCCACUCCAUUUUUUACGCGGAUAAACGUUUUUUUACUAUCAAAACCGUUUAUGGUCCUGGCUGAAGAUCUCACCAUGUCUCGCACAGACGAGGUUCAUCGCUUGACGGAAAAUGUUUACAAGACUAUCAUGGAGCAGUUCAACCCUUGCUUGCGGAACUUUGUUGCCAUGGGGAAGAACUAUGAGAAGGCCCUCGCCAGUGUAACAUUUGCUGCAAAAGGAUACUUUGAUGCUCUGGUCAGAAUGGGCGAACUUGCCAGCGAGAGUCAAGGAUCCAAAGAUUUGGGUAAGUCACCGACAUACUUUAGGUAAACUCAGUACUUGUUGCCACUUUCUCUCUUAAUCUGUC